Megalops cyprinoides (Indo-Pacific tarpon) is the source of this 1942-nucleotide messenger RNA. It is a transcript of the gene gpx8, whose product is annotated as glutathione peroxidase 8 (putative). Gene Ontology annotation, molecular function: glutathione peroxidase activity. The coding region runs from base 1 to 633 and encodes 210 amino acids. Gene Ontology annotation, biological process: response to oxidative stress. The transcript has 3 exons. The record is from RefSeq and is a predicted model, not a curated record. NCBI's taxonomy places the organism in Eukaryota, Metazoa, Chordata, Actinopteri, Elopiformes, Megalopidae.
AUGGAGACGCUUCCAGGGUACCCUGUGAAGUCUCCUCUUCCAAAAACACGAAUGUAUGUGGUUUUCCUAAGUAUAGCGAUAUGCAUGGGUACUUUGUUUUUAUUACAGACGAAAAUACCUAAACACAGAAAAACAAAAGAUUUUUAUUCUUUCGAUGUGCGGGAUAUGAGAGGAAGGGUCGUUUCUCUGGAGAAGUACCGAGGAAAAGCGUCCCUGGUUGUAAACGUGGCGAGUCGAUGCGAGCACACAGAACGGAACUACAGAGCGUUGCAGGAGCUGCAUCGAGAGCUCGGUACAUCGCACUUCAACGUACUGGCGUUCCCCUGUGGCCAGUACGGUGAAACCGAACCCGGCACCAACCGCGAGAUUGAAACCUUUGCAAAAUCAAACUUUGGCAUCACGUUUCCUAUCUUCAGCAAGAUAAAAAUAAUGGGUUCCGAAGCCGAUCCUGCCUUCAGAUUUUUAACAGAUUCAGUAAAGAAGAUCCCAAAGUGGAACUUCUGGAAGUUUCUCGUGAACCCGGAAGGGAAAGUGGUGAAGUUCUGGAAAGGAGAGGAGCCAAUUGAGGCAAUCCGGCAGGAGGCUACGGCGUUGGUGCGCGAAAUUAUUCUGAGGAAGAGGGCUGAGCUUUGAGGUCUCGCUCUCUCUCUCAUUGGCUCACCCUUAACAGACACCGUCUGAUUGGCUUUUUCCAUGUUUAUAUGAUGGUGCACUUUUCAUUGUUUGAAGCCCCUGAAACCCGAAACCCAGAACCCAGAACCUUGGACUGUGCUGAGUAAACCUGUAGCUCCUGUCCGAGCUGAUUAUACCAGGACUCAGAAACAUCUCUAUAUAUGCCUUCACCUGGGCCUCUAACUCCUGUGGAAUUCUAUGGCUUGACUAUUGUUCAUUAUGUAAUAUACAAUACUGUAUAUAUGGACAAUAUACAGAUUUAAGACAUUGGAGAGUUUUCAAAUGGGGGAUGGGAGAUGCACUGACAAUCAAGAAUUGUGAACAUGGCUAUUAAAUGUUAACCUUGGAGUAUUUUAGUAAUGCUGUAAUCUGAUUUUUUGUUUGCACAGACAUUGUUAAAUCUGGUCCUGGAUGUUCGUCACUGCUGUCUUCAAUGUGUUAAAAGUGACUGGUAAUGAGAAUUUUGUUACGUAAGUGGAACUGCAUGUGCUUUCUGUGCAGUGUGGGGACUGUUUCCUCCCAGUGAAAGGCCUAAGGCCUGGCUCUGUGUGACAAUUGCCCCAGUGACAAGGGGGUGAUGUUAACUGCAUGUUUCAGCACUAUGAGGUUAUUACAUCACAAUUACUUAUUUGCUGAGCAAAUGCCUGUAUCCAAGGGUCUAACCAUUUUGUCAUGCUGCUGCCCAGUAUGUAUGUGGUAAGGAAAUGCAGAAAUUUUUCAUUUUCAUGCAAAUUAUUGCACAUAAUCUUUCAUCUGAGACAAAAACCUAAGACUGUUCUUUAGACCAUGAAGAGCUCUGAGGAAGUGACCCUGCUACCCCCUUCUGUCAGGCCAAGAGCAUGACAGGUUCCAUUGGGGAAGAGCCUUAGUCUUCAGCUUGGCAAAAUAAUUUCUCUUUGAAUGCCAUGCAGAUAUCAAAGGUCACAGCUCAAAAUCUGCAUAAAAGCCCACUUCUGGCACAGUUUUUUGGCAGACAUUCCAUUUGUUUAAUUAUAAAGUUGUGCACAAAAAUAUUUAUGUGAAAAUAUCCACACAUCAUGGAAACAAGCUGUAGUGACUAAAACGUGUGGCUUGUACAGUAGAGAGCAGUGCCCCUGUGCAGUAGACUGUUCUGAAAUAAAAGAAACACAGAGAUAGGGCUGUGAAACUUUGCUGUAUUUAGUUUGUUGUGAACACAACUUUAGCCACAAGGUACAACACAAAGUCCCAAAAGCUGGAUAAAUGAUUGGCAAGUGGACUGGAACAGGCAGUCUGCCACAGGCAAGACUGG